Protopterus annectens (West African lungfish) is the source of this 2214-nucleotide messenger RNA. RefSeq names its product methionyl-tRNA synthetase 2, mitochondrial (gene MARS2). Gene Ontology annotation, molecular function: ATP binding; methionine-tRNA ligase activity. The record is from RefSeq and is a predicted model, not a curated record. Lineage: Eukaryota; Metazoa; Chordata; Ceratodontiformes; Protopteridae. The transcript is spliced from 3 exons. Gene Ontology annotation, biological process: methionyl-tRNA aminoacylation. Bases 300 to 2111 code for a protein of 603 amino acids.
UCAGUUACUUGCUUGAGUCAAAUGUCAAAGUGCUAGUUUUCGUUUUGGCGAAAGUAUAUGCUGUGUACAUGUGAUAUUGUUUUUGCCUCGGAUUUUUUUUACGUUAGCAAGCGAUUUAUAGGAAGCUGUAUUUGUAGUAAUUUUGCAGUGUGAAGCAAGCAAACGUUUUGAGAUGCAACUAGUGUGACUUCUGUGAUUUUCAGAAGGGGGUAGUACAUGCAAGACAUAUCCCUUAUACCCCUUCAGUAGAUCGUGGCUGGGUUAGUUAGUGUGGUUUGGUGAUAGAGGGCGUUAAUAUUAUGGCAGAACGGUGGCGUGCAGCAUCUAGAUACUGGAUGCAGAUUGAAGUUACGUUACAAGCAGGACAACGUUUAGGUAUGCGUGGGAGCUGCGGCCGCACGUUUAUCACCAGGAGGGCUGCUUCUAGUAUCUUCACUACGUUACAGAAUGAAACCCAUGUUGAGCGCAGUAAUACGAACGCUUUUUUCUUCACUACCCCUAUUUUUUAUGUAAAUGCAGCACCCCAUCUGGGCCAUCUCUACUCUGCUGUUCUUGCAGAUGCGCUGCAUCGAUACCGGCUUCUUACGGGGCAUAGGUCUAAAUUCUCCACAGGAACAGAUGAGCAUGGAUUAAAAAUUAAGCAAGCUGCCUCUGCUGCUGGGAAAGAUCCUUUGGAAUUCUGCACUGAAGUGUCAGAAAAGUUCAAGUCUUUGUUCGAUCUUGGCUUGAUUUCCUACACUGAUUAUAUAAGAACAACAGAUGAACGUCACAAACAAGCAGUGCAGCAUUUCUGGUUACGCUUGGUAGAAAAAGGACAUAUUUACAAAGGGGUUUAUGAAGGUUGGUACUCUACAUCUGAUGAAAGCUUCCUCACUGAAUCCCAAGUGACAGAUGUCACAGAUAAGAAUGGAAACCCUGUCAAAGUCUCUCUUGAAAGUGGACAUCAGGUGGAGUGGACUAAAGAAGAAAACUACAUGUUUCGACUGUCUGAGUUCAGACCAUUGCUAUUGAACUGGCUGCACAACAAAAAACAUGUGGUAUGGCCAGAACCUUUUUACCACAUUGUUUUUCAGUGGUUACAAGAAGAUAUUCCUGACUUAUCAGUGUCUCGACAAAGUAGUAGGCUGAAAUGGGGUGUGCCAGUUCCUGGUGAUCCAGAUCAGACUGUAUAUGUAUGGUUGGAUGCUUUAGUAAAUUAUCUUACAGUAGCAGGAUAUCCUGAAGCACAUAAUCAGUGGUGGCCAGCAGCCAGCCACAUAGUAGGCAAAGAUAUCCUAAAAUUUCAUGCUGUAUACUGGCCUGCAUUUCUUAUGGCUGUGGGUCUCUCACCACCUAAACAAAUUUAUGUACAUUCCCACUGGACAGUGAAUGGGCAGAAGAUGUCUAAAAGUCUGGGAAAUGUGAUCAAUCCAUUGGACAAAUUCUCACUGUACACUGUAGAUGGCCUUCGAUAUUUUCUCCUUUGGCAAGGGGUCCCAGAUACAGACUGUGACUAUUAUGAAGAGAAGGUGGUUAGACUUCUGAAUUCUGACCUGGCUAGUUCCUUGGGAGGUCUUCUUAACCGUUGUACAGCUAUUAGUAUCAAUCCUGAGCAGAUCUAUCCCGCUUUCUGCAAUGAGCAUUUUCCAAACAAGAGGCUUGAUCACAAAAUGGCAUACCUAGGAAAUGCAAAAGCAGAAGAUUAUAAGUUGAUUGAAAGUGUUGAACAGCUUCUGGUUGAAGUCAGGAACUAUUUUGAAAGUUUCCAGAUCUAUAAGGCACUGGCAUCAAUAAGUUUACGAGUCAAACAGACUAAUAAUUUCUAUCAAAGACAUGCCCCUUGGAAACUUGAUAGGCAAAAGAGGGAUGACCAGAUGUGGCUGGGCACUGUCCAGUAUGUCACCUUUGAGUGUUUGCGUGUCUAUGGCACUCUUCUGCAACCUGUUGUGCCAUCAUUAGCCAGUAAACUGCUCUCCAGACUUGGCAUACGUGAGCAUGAACGGUGCUGGAAUGAUGUGCAGUUUUUAGCCCGAUACUAUGAAAAACCUUGCCGUUUUGAAGGGCGAUCCCUUGGAGCAGAUACUGGGAUAUUAUUUGGAAGGAUUGAGCGAUCAACAUACAAAAUCCAGUAGUAUGGAACUGGUGAUGGCUGUCCUUAUUAAAAACUUGGUGUGUUUGGUGUGUGUCUAUGUGUAUAUUAUAUAUAUGUAUAUGUAUGUGUGUAUGUAUGUAUGU